CACGGCAACUCCCAACUAAUGCGAUAAUACCAAUUCUUGCUAAUUAAGCCAAACGAAGCUGUUUUUUGUUAAAAAGCUGAGCUCUGGUUAGAGACUCGCUCCAGAAGCUUUAGAUGGCGGGUGGAUCGGAGUUUGAUCCUGCGCUUGUCUUCUCUCAUAAGUUUCCUGAGACGACAUACUCCUAUACUGAAAGAGAUGCAGCACUUUAUGCGUUAGGCGUCGGAACAUGUGCUUGGGAUGCCGUGGAUGCCGAUGAGCUUAAAUUUGUUUACCAUGAAGAUGGUCAGAAGUAUAUCAAGGUCUUGCCUACUUUUGCUGCUCUUUUUUCACUUGGAACAGUGCCAAGUGCUGGUCUCCCUGGCCUGCAAUAUGAUCCACGCCUUCUGCUGCACGGACAACAAUACAUAGAAUUGUACAAGCCACUUCCUUCCAGCGGUCAUAUACUCAAUAAACCCAGUCUUGCUGGACUACAUGAUAAAGGCAAAGCAGCAAUAUUGGAGAUUGAAACAAAAAGUUAUGAUAAAGAGUCUGGUGAUUUAUUAUGCAUGAACAGGAUGACUGCUUUCCUACGUGGUGCUGGGGGCUUCUCAAAGUCAUCUAACCUAUUUUCUUACUCAAAUUACCCAGCCAACCAGGUUUCAGUCGUGAAAUUUCCAGAAAGUCAACCUUUUUCAGUAUUUGAAGAUCGUGCCAGCCCAUCUCAGGCAUUGCUAUAUAGACUAUGUGGUGAUUACAAUCCGCUGCAUUCAGAUCCCAAAAUUGCAAAGGUUGCGGGAUUCUCACAGCCAAUAUUGCAUGGGCUGUGCACGCUGGGCUUUGCUGUUAGGGCAAUCGUCAAAUGCAUAUGUAGAGGAGAUUCGGAGAGGAUAAAAAGCAUAGCAGGCCGUUUUCUUCUGCAUGUGUACCCUGGUGAAACUUUAUUUACUGAAAUGUGGCUUGAAGGCUUGAGAUCUGAGGUGGUGUUCGAAAACGGAAAUUGCAGGGUUAUAUAUCGGACAAAGGUGAAAGAGCGGAAGCGUACAGUCCUUUCUGGCUAUGUUGAUCUUAAUGGUUUGACUUCGUUGCUGUAAAGGACUUUUAUUGCGUGCGAGGAAGGCGCUCGUAAUAAUUUAUUCUCAAGGCUUGCCAUUGACAGUCGAAGAUGUAUCCAACAUUUCAAUUAUCAAGAAGGCCUCGCUAUGACUAUCACCGACAACGGCAAAAAUGGACCGAGCUAGUGAUGACCCCGGUAUAUCCAGCUUUCGAGUGAUUUUAUUCUUCUUAGUCAAAGAAACUUAAUUGGAAUCAAUGUUAAGAAAAUUGACUGGAUAUUGAACUACUUGAAACAUUGGUUCAUGAUUCCAGAGCCGGGAUCCGAUCAUGAAUAAAUGGAUGUACUUUAAAUAGUA
Prosopis cineraria is the source of this 1388-nucleotide messenger RNA. Its product is annotated as enoyl-CoA hydratase 2, peroxisomal. Lineage: Eukaryota; Viridiplantae; Streptophyta; Magnoliopsida; Fabales; Fabaceae. The coding region runs from base 114 to 1070 and encodes 318 amino acids. Gene Ontology annotation, cellular component: peroxisome. The record is from RefSeq and is a predicted model, not a curated record. The transcript is spliced from 11 exons.